CCUGACUACCCACAACUAGUGAAGGACGGAGACAUCAUGCUGGGGGGAGUCUUCUCUUUCCAUGUCAGCUGGAACGAAGUAGAGACUCCUUAUGAGGAAAAACCUCUGCGCCUACAGUGCACCAGGGAACUCCAGAUGCUCCAGGCUAUGCUUUUCACCAUCGAGGAGAUCAAUAACAGCUCAGACCUGCUGCCAGGGAUUUAUUUGGGCUGUAGGAUUUAUGACACUUGUGGCUCCAUUGCUAGAAGUAUUCAAGUGUCUCUGGCCUUGGUCAAUGGUAAUGGAAAUGUGUCUGCAGCUUCCGAGGCAUGCGCAAAACCUGCACAAGUGCAGGCUAUAAUGGGGGAAGCCUCGUCGUCUCCGAGCAUGGCUAUAGCUACCGUCAUUGGACCGUUUUCUGUCCCACUGAUAAGUCAAUUUGCCACAUGUGCUUGUCUCAGUGAUAAAUCCAAGUACCCCUCAUUUCUCAGAACAAUACCAAGCGACUACUAUCAGAGUAGAGCGCUGGCCCAGUUGGUGAAGCACUUUGGUUGGACUUGGAUUGGGGCUAUCAGAACCAACGACGACUACGGCAACAACGGCAUGGCGACGUUCACGGAAACUGCAGAGCAGCUGGGCAUCUGUCUGGAAUAUUCUCUAAUGUUUUUCCGAACAGAUCCGCGGGACAAGAUACAAAAAAUAAUCGAAACAAUCAGGUCUUCCACCUCGAAGGUGAUCGUCGCUUUCAUUUCCCAAGCUGACAUGGAUGUUCUCCUGCAAGAGCUUUCCAGGUCCAACUUGACUGGCUACCAGUGGGUUGGCAGCGAGGCCUGGAUCUUUGAUUUUCAGAGUGCCUCCAGAGAUAAUAAGCGCAUUUUAGACGGAGCCAUAGGCCUUUCCAUCCCCAAAGCGCACGUCAGUGGACUCAAAGAGUUCAUACUUGAUGUGAAACCGCUGUAUUUAACAAGCAAUGACUUGUUCGUAGAGUUCUGGGAAGCGUUAUUUAGCUGCAAGGUCAAACAGUCAGAACCAGGAGAAACCCAGAGGCUCUGCACUGGCCAUGAGAAUCUGACUGGAGUGGAAAACAGCUUCACCGAUAUGUCACUAAUGCCCAUAUUGAGCAAUAUGUAUAAAGGAGUGUAUGCAGUGGCUCAUGCUCUGCAUGAUAUUCUAGGUUGUAAUAAAACAUGUAACAACAAGGUGCCACUACUAGACCCAUUAACGAUUUUACAGCAUAUAAAAGGAAUUCACUUCAAAACAAAGGAAGGAGAAGAGGUUUACUUCAAUGAGAAUGGAGACCCUGCAGCAAAAUAUGAUAUUAUAAACUGGCAGCCAAGAGAAGACGGCCCUGUGAGCUUUGUGACAGUCGGUCUGUAUGAUGCAUCUUUACCUGCAGACGAGCAGAUGAAUGUGCAGCAGAACUCUGUAGUUUGGUCUCAAAACUCAGAGCAGGUCCCACUUUCAGUUUGCAGUGAGACGUGUCCCCCAGGAACACAUAAGGUUCUCCAGAAAGGAAAACCUGUGUGCUGCUAUGACUGUAUAAGUUGUGCAGAGGGAGAAAUAAGCAACAGCACAGAUUCUGUCUCUUGCAUCAGAUGCCCGAUUGACUUCUGGCCAAAUGAAAAAAGAGAUGCCUGUAUACAGAAGGAGGCAGAGUUUUUGUCACAUCAAGAAAUUAUGGGAGCCUUGCUCACUGCAGCAUCCUUAUUUGGAACGUGCAUGACUGCAGUUAUUGCUAUUAUUUUUGUCAAACACAGGAAAACUCCUCUUGUCAGGGCCAACAACUCUGAGCUGAGCUUCCUGCUGCUCUUCUCCUUAACCCUGUGUUUCCUCUGCUCUCUGACGUUUAUGGGAGAGCCCUCUGACUGGUCCUGCAUGCUGCGGCACACGGCGUUCGGCAUCACCUUCGUCCUCUGCAUCUCCUGUGUUCUUGGGAAAACGAUGGUGGUUUUAAUGGCGUUCAAUGCGACACGCCCUGGUAGAAAUGUGAUGAAAUGGUUCGGAGCUACACAGCAGAGACUUGGAGUUCUGGGCUUCACACUUAUGCAAGUGAUCAUCUGCAUCGUCUGGUUAACAACUUCUCCUCCAUUUCCGUCCAAGAAUUUUAAGGAAUUCAAAGAUAAAAUCAUCUUGGAGUGUUCUUUGGGUUCAGCUGUGGGAUUCUGGGCUGUGCUGGGGUACAUAGGACUUCUCGCCACAUUAUGUUUCAUUUGUGCUUUCCUGGCUCGUAAACUGCCUGAUAAUUUCAACGAAGCCAAAUUCAUAACAUUCAGCAUGUUGAUAUUCUGCGCCGUGUGGAUCACCUUCAUCCCAGCGUACGUCAGCUCUCCUGGGAAGUUCAGUGUGGCUGUAGAAAUCUUUGCUAUCCUGGCCUCCACAUUUGGAUUACUAAUUUGUAUUUUCAUCCCAAAAUGUUACGUUAUGUUGAUAAAACCGGAAAAAAAUACAAAGAAGAAGAUGAUGGGUCCAGGGUCAUCAAAAUAAGACAGGAAGUUAAGUUAUUCAUAAAGCACCUUACCACUAAAAAAGUUGAAAAAAAUGACAAAAUAUUAGGAGAAAUGAGGAGGAAUUUUAAGUAGCCUAUGAGAGGAAUACAAGCCCUGAUUAUUUAUUGAUUCAAUGAUUCAAAACUAAGUUUUGUUUUGACUUUGAAGAAAUAUUUAUUCAUUAUUAUUUAUAUCCAUGUUGCCAUACUAACCCCAGUGUGUCCAUAUGUGUUUUGUUGUUCAUAAAUUAGAGGCUAGCUUGUCUACAUGUCUCAGAAUAUCUUGUAGUUCAUUAAAAGUUUCACAGCUUUUAAAAACAAUAAUCUUUGUGAGUUAUUUUGGCUAUUUAACAUUUUCACGGGAGCUGCACAGUUGAAUUUUGUUAAAGGUAUUUGGAAAGAAAUAGAAGCACAAUAUAUAUUUUCUGGUUUCAUCGUAAUUGUUGACACACUACUCUUCAAGGACGAAUGGCACUUCGCCUCUCAAUCACCAUGGCAACAGUGAAAGGUUGAAGUUGAGAACUGAAAGAAGGAUUAACGGGAACGGGAACUUAGACGUUCAUCAGAUGAAUCUGAGGGGAAAACAAGUGUUUAUCAGUAAGGCAAUUAUCCCAAACACACAGCAUUGAUAACUGUCUACUAGCUUCAGGGAAAGAAAAUAAAUUUGUCAUUUUGGUCAAUCGAAAUCCUCUGACUUGCCUCCAUCUGAAAA
Messenger RNA from Gambusia affinis (western mosquitofish), 3176 nucleotides. Its product is annotated as extracellular calcium-sensing receptor-like. Gene Ontology annotation, biological process: G protein-coupled receptor signaling pathway. Gene Ontology annotation, molecular function: G protein-coupled receptor activity. The record is from RefSeq and is a predicted model, not a curated record. Lineage: Eukaryota; Metazoa; Chordata; Actinopteri; Cyprinodontiformes; Poeciliidae. The transcript has 6 exons. The coding region runs from base 37 to 2463 and encodes 808 amino acids. Gene Ontology annotation, cellular component: membrane.